GCCAACCGAUGAACCGAUUCAGUCGCAGUCGCGCAUUCGUUGAAAACGCAUAAACACGUCAAAAAUAUUCUCGCAAGUAAAAAGUAAACUUUUCGAUCUUUCGAGAAUUGGUAGUUUCCGUUAUUACUUUUCAUUGCAUGUAGAUAAUUCUACUUGAAAGUGCGUAAUAAGCAAAAGAACUAAGAAGGAAAGGGUACACUUCAAAACGAUGGCAGCCGAUGAAAUUGUAGACGAAUCUAUGGAAGUUGACGUUGUACCGUCAACAAGUAGCACAAAAAAUCCAAAAGACGACAAAUUCACAAAAUCUCUGCAUUUACCAUGGAUUGAAAAAUAUCGACCACAAGUGUUCACUGACAUUGUGGGUAAUGAAGAUACUGUUGAGAGAUUGUCAUUAUUUGCCCGUAUGGGCAAUACACCUAAUAUUAUUAUUGCUGGUCCUCCUGGUGUGGGAAAAACGACCACAAUUUUAUGUUUGGCUCGAAUACUCUUGGGUCCUGCUUUCAAAGAAUCUGUUCUUGAGCUCAAUGCUUCAAAUGAUCGAGGAAUCGAUGUUGUUAGGAACAAAAUCAAAAUGUUUGCACAAAAAAAGGUAAAUUUACCGCAAAAUAAACACAAAAUAAUCAUACUGGACGAGGCAGACAGUAUGACCGAAGGAGCGCAGCAGGCUCUGCGUCGCACAAUGGAGAUUUACAGUAACACUACGAGAUUUGCUCUUGCUUGUAACAAUAGUGAAAAAAUAAUCGAACCAAUACAGUCGAGGUGUGCUAUGUUACGUUAUGGGAAACUAACGGAUGCACAAGUGUUGGCAAAAGUUCUUGAAGUUUGCAGGAAAGAAAAUGUCUCAUACACCGAUGACGGUUUGGAUGCUAUCAUUUUCACGGCACAGGGGGACAUGAGACAAGCUUUAAAUAAUUUGCAAUCUACGCACAACGGUUUUGGUCACGUGAACAACGAAAACGUCUUCAAAGUUUGUGACCAGCCACAUCCUCUCGCGAUCAAAGAGAUGCUUGAGAAAUGUUGUGUCGGUGACAUGAGUUCGGCACACCAAACUUUGGAAUAUCUCUGGAGCAUGGGAUAUUCUGCCGAAGAUCUUAUAACGAAUAUAUUUCGCGUUUGCAAAAAUUUACUAAUUGAUGAGGUGCUCAAACUUGAUUUUAUUAAGGAAAUUGGAAUGACGCAUUUAGGAAUUGUCGAAGGACUGAACAGUCUUCUGCAAUUAGACAGUCUUUUGGCGCGCCUUUGUCGCAGAGGCUUGCAAAAAUAACAUUUCCUCUUCAUUAUCAUCGCAUGAAAAAUGUCUUGGUUCUUCAUCGAAUUAUAAUAAAGUUAUUCAUACAAUCGUAUUGAUAGAUUAUAUAAAAAAAUAUCCCUCUUUUUAUAUUAUAUGAGGGCGAGUUGAAAAUAUCGGUUUACAUUCAUCUCUUAAAACCCCUCAACUAAUUUAUAAGGUUUUGAAUUUGAAAUCAUUGCAAAUUAUAAAUAAAUGCAUGUAUUAUUACGCUUUAA
Molecule: messenger RNA, 1506 nt
Organism: Venturia canescens
Lineage: Eukaryota; Metazoa; Arthropoda; Insecta; Hymenoptera; Ichneumonidae
Gene: RfC4
Product: replication factor C subunit RfC4
Exons: 5
Coding region: 209-1264 (351 amino acids)
Biological process (GO): DNA repair; DNA-templated DNA replication
Cellular component (GO): nucleus; DNA replication factor C complex
Molecular function (GO): ATP binding; DNA binding; ATP hydrolysis activity
Source: RefSeq, a predicted model, not a curated record